Molecule: messenger RNA, 3129 nt
Organism: Pan troglodytes (chimpanzee)
Lineage: Eukaryota; Metazoa; Chordata; Mammalia; Primates; Hominidae
Gene: AKR1C4
Product: aldo-keto reductase family 1 member C4
Exons: 6
Coding region: 66-710 (214 amino acids)
Molecular function (GO): oxidoreductase activity
Source: RefSeq, a predicted model, not a curated record
CUGAAUAUAAAUGCCAGAUGUUGCUGAAGGAAACAGGAUCUGCUUUGUGAAAGAAGUGGCAAGCAAUGGAUCCCAAAUAUCAGCGUGUGGAGCUAAAUGAUGGUCACUUCAUGCCCGUAUUGGGAUUUGGCACCUAUGCACCUCCAGAGGUUCCGAGGAACAGAGCUGUGGAGGUCACCAAAUUAGCAAUAGAAGCUGGCUUCCGCCAUAUUGAUUCUGCUUAUUUAUACAAUAAUGAGGAGCAGGUUGGACUGGCCAUCCGAAGCAAGAUUGCAGAUGGCAGUGUGAAGAGAGAAGACAUAUUCUACACUUCAAAGCUUUGGUGCACUUUCUUUCAACCACAGAUGGUCCAACCAGCCUUGGAAAGCUCACUGAAAAAACUUCAACUGGACUAUGUUGACCUCUAUCUUCUUCAUUUCCCAAUGGCUCUCCAGCCAGGUGAGACGCCACUACCAAAAGAUGAAAAUGGAAAAGUAAUAUUCGACACAGUGGAUCUCUGUGCCAUAUGGGAGGUGAGUGCUUGGAGGACAGAGCACAGAAAAGGAAGACAAGAAGAGGUCAUGGAAAAGUGUAAGGAUGCAGGAUUGGCCAAGUCCAUCGGGGUGUCAAACUUCAACCGCAGGCAGCUGGAGAUGAUCCUCAACAAGCCAGGACUCAAGUACAAGCCUGUCUGCAACCAGAAGAUUCUAGAAAGCAAAACAUCUGUCUAGAAGAAAACGGAAGACCCUUAAUUGCACCUCUCCUUGGAGAAGUCUUAAUGAAAAUGGUACAGAGACCUUCAUGCUAAAUUGUGUGUACUAUUUUUGGGGGGAGGUGAAUUUCAUCAAGGAGGACUGAAAUGGUUAAUCAAAACUCAGGGAGAAGGUGGACUUAUCUCUAAGGUAUGAAAGACCACCAGAGAGUGGAUUGGUAAAGAUGAUUUGGAGUAGAAUGUAUAUAAUUAUAGAGGCCAUAAAAACAUGGGAUGAGCAAUAAAUCAGGAGACAGUGAGAAUAAGAGAAGAUAGGUACUACGGGUUUAAAUAGGGUUUAGAUGUCUGAAUGCUUUUUCUUGUCAUCUCUGUUUUCAUAGUUCUUGAGCAGGUACUAAAAAUUAACUGGAAACAAUGAAAGUCAUCCAGGUUAGAGAGAGGAAGUUACCCGUUUAUGAGAGUUGCUUGAGAGAUAAGCUGAAAGGAUGUGGCGUGCUACCCCCACCCCUGCCUCGUGUAGAAAAGCCUGCCAAUGUUGCCUCAUUUAGACCCAGACUCCAAAACGGGAGUCUUAUAUAGCUGGACCACCUAGGAAGAGAGGUUCUAAAGCAUAAAAAAGAAAGCAUUUCAUUUUGGGACACUUAUUUGCAGCUGGAAAUGGGGGAAUGGGCUAACUGGCUAAACUACUAUCUUGUCCAUCCUGCCUUCAUUUCAGUCCUUCCACAUUGCUAUUUGGUGUUUGGACUGUGCUAGAAGAACUGUUUUAUACAGGCUGCUAUUCAAUAAAUUUGUUAAUACCAUACCCACACCAAAGGAUUUAACACUGAAAAGAUUAAGGUAAUUUUGGAAAAUUCUAAAAGUCACUUUUCACUCCUGAGAUGUAGGUGGUCAGGAGAAAUGAGGAACACUGUAGAAGCCAUAUGCAAGAUGCACAGAUGGCAUUGUGUUUGUUGUGGACUGUUGAUGUUAACAGGAUGGAAGAAGUCAAAACUGAACUUUAUAAAAUAGGGUAUAAGAAAAUAAAGAUGUCCCUGUACUUACAGGUGCUAAGAAACUAGACUUGAAGAACUUGUCUGUCUCAGAAAUUGAGAAAUUGUUAGCAAUGGUUGAACUAAGCUCAUCAACUCCUUGGCAUUUGCAGCCUACCUGUGCAAUCAUAGGACAUGAAAUAAAGGAAGGACUUGAGAAACUCCAUGAUGUGAUAAUGAAGAGAAAAAUAUUGCAGUAAUAUAAAAAGAUGAAUAUGAUACCUUUUCUAUAUAUGUAGAAUAGAUUUUCUCUGGUCUGGUUUUGACAAAUGCAAGACUGUCUACAGCCUAGUUUUCCUGUAUGCCCUCCUGGGUGCUAUCAAAGCUUCAUUUCAUUGAACAAUCAGAUGCCCAACUCUGUGGCUUUGUGGAAGAUGAGUAAAUGCAGUAAUGCUUGAAAUGGUCUCUUCUCCCUAGCCCACAAAUAUUUUGGUACUAUCAUUUUGGGAAGUCAAGCAAGUAUAGUAAAUUAACCAGAACACAAUUGUGGAAAUUUGAUGCAAAGUUAGUGAAAUAAAACUUUAAAGAGUGAAAAAAAAAAGUUAACUAUUUAUGGAGAUAACUAGUUAUGGUGGAUGAAAUCAACACUGAGGAAAAUUUAGCAGAACAUUGAGCUGAACUUUUGACUGUCCACAUCUUAUUCUGAUGCACUGCUUUGCUUUCUGUCAUCAAAUCAACUGUUUAGAAGCAUUUAUUCUGCGUAUGGUUCUGUUCUCUUACUCUUUUACUACUUAGAGUCAAUGAGUACAGGUCUACAGUUGAAACAUGUAUUUAAAAUUUAUGUAUUUGGUAAUAUAAUACAAAAUCAUGAUUUUCAAUUAAAAAGGAAUUAAUGUGGUUUUAAUAUUAGUUUUACUCAAUUUUUAUUAUGACAACUUUCAAAUUUUAGAGAAAUUUGAAGGGAUAAUACAGGACAUCUACAUGUUAUCAUCUAUUUCCAAAAUUGUUGACACUUUGCCAACCUGGCAAGUAUAUAGGCAUAUAUGAGUAUAUCUGCAUAAAUACAGGUAGUAUUUGUUGAAUCUCUUCAAAAUAUAUUCCAAUGAUCACAAUUCACCUCUACAGACCUUUCAAAGCAUGGCAUAGGAAUGAAGAUAUUCUCCCAGUAACAGUGCAAUUAUUAUAUCUAAGGAAGUAACAAUAAUGCCCUCAUAUCAUUGAUUAUCCAGUCAGUAUUCAUAUUUCCCAUUGUUUUAUUGAAAGAUCUCUUAUACCUCUAUUUUAACCAUAAAUAGAAGAUUAAAAAAUUUAAAGAUACCAUAUAAUAAGAUAUUAAGUACCUGAAAUUAUACCUAAUAAAAGAUGUGUAUGACCUCUAAGGAGAGAAUUAUAAAACAAUGAAGAGUAAAUAAAUAAAAGAUGUAUCAUUAAAAAAACAAACAAACAAACAAAAUCCAAUUGUGACUUUCA